AAAGACUAGAAUCUGUCUGUAUCCCUGGACUCUCCUGAUAGACCUCUAGAUCAGGGGAUUUUCUCUUUCAGGAGCACAAACCACAGAUAUGGAGAAAAGCCAACAGACCAGCAAACCUGGGAAUAAUAACACCAUACACAAGAUCCCACCAAAACAGCGUCUAACCGUCUGUCUGAUCAGUGCUGCAUUUUUUGGAGCACUGGGAUCAUCAUUCAUCUAUGGCUACAACUUGUCUGUGGUCAACGCUCCAGCUACAUACAUUAAGAGGUUCUAUAACCGAACCUGGUUAGAGCGCUAUGGAGAGCCAGUUGGGCCAGAGACUCUCACCCUGCUGUGGUCCUUCACUGUCUCAAUCUUUGCCAUCGGUGGCCUGCUGGGGGCGCUAACAGUCUCUUUCCUCAUCAAGGUGCUGGGCAGGAAAGGUACUCUACUGAUGAAUAAUGUGUUUGCAUUCAUUGCUGCUCUGCUGUUGGCCCUGGGAGAGAGGGCUGGCUCCUUUGAGAUGCUCAUUGUUGGCCGUUUCAUCAUUGGAUUAGACUCUGGCAUUGCCCUCAGUGUACUGCCAAUGUACCUGGGUGAGAUUGCCCCACGCCAGCUGCGUGGCUCCAUUGGACAGUUUAACUCCAUCUUCAUCUGUUUGGGAGUCUUCGCUGGACAGGUGCUGGGGCUGCCCGAAGUGUUUGGCCAUGAGAACAGGUGGAACUUCUUGUUUGCAUUCCUAGCGGUGCCUGCUCUGUUGCAGCUAUGUGUCCUGCCCUUCCUGCCUGAGAGUCCUAGAUUCCUGCUAAUGGAACGCAGAGAUGAAGCACGUGCCGAAAAAGCCUUCCAGGCAUUCCUGGGUAAGAAGGACGUUACUGAAGAGUUGGAAGAAGUUCAAGCUGAAAGUCGAGCUGAGAACACAGUCCAAAUAGCGUCAGUGCUACAGCUACUGCGGAAUCCUGCUCUCCGCUGGCAACUCAUCACUGUCAUCACCACCAUGGCCUGUUAUCAGCUCUGUGGCCUGAAUGCUAUCUGGUACUACACCAAUGGGAUCUUUGCUGAGGCAGGCUUCUCUAAAAGCACGAUUCCAUACAUUACCCUCAGCACUGGAGGUACUGAGACCUUAGCUGCCAUAGUUUCGGGCCUGGUUAUUGAGCGCAUUGGGAGGAAACCUUUGCUGAUAUUUGGCUUUGCGGCGAUGGCAGUGUGCUUUAGCUUGUUGACUGUAUUCCUUCAUUUUCAGGAUAGAUAUUCGUGGAUGCCCUAUUUGAGUUUUACCUCCAUAUUGGCAGUGAUUGCAUCCUUCUGUUCUGGUCCAGGUGGUAUUCCAUUCAUUCUGACUGGAGAGCUGUUUGAGCAGUCUUACCGACCUGCAGCUUUCAUGAUUGCAGGAACAGUUAACUGGCUGGCCAACUUCGCCGUGGGGCUGCUCUUCCCUUUCAUUCAGGAAGCACUACAGACCUAUGCCUUCUUGGUCUUUGUUGUUGUUUGUGUCAUUGCCGCCAUCUUCCUCUUCCUGGUUCUCCCUGAGACAAAGAAUAAGACGUUUAUGGAGAUCAGUCGGAGCUUUGCAAAGAUAAACAGGGUCCCUGAGCGUCCGCCUGAUAAAGAGAUGGAGGACGUGUUGCCUCCUAACUCAUCUCUCGAGACGGAUGGUAACAUUAUCGAAACAGAGAGCUGCUUCUGAACUGAAGAGACAUUGUCAGUGCCCGGGGUUCCUGCACUGGGCUGGCCGUGCCAAGAAUAUCCUCGAGCUUCUGCCAUCGUAACACCAUUCACUAAGAUCCUAUUAUUUAUUCACUGCUUGCCUUUUUUUUUAUUGCUCUCCUCGUAUCAAGGGUGCAUAUAGGAUCUUGACAUUCAAUGAAAAAGGGAGAGUUUGGGAGUUAUGAAGGAGAGAUAUAAGGCAGCAAAGACUAAUACAGAUGUGACAGAUGCAAUCAGUAUUUUCAGUGUUUUUGCUGUUGUCAGCUCUUCAUGCAAAAUCUGUAUGUUCAAUGUAAUAGUGAUGUGCAAACCUCAGAUUAAGUAAAUCAGUGGAAUUGUGCGUUUGUUUUACUUGUUCAGAAAUUAAUGAAGGUCUGGUAGAGCUUGAAUCAGAUGAUGUCUCACUGAGAUCAGCUGGUCUCAUAGUUAUUGACUAUUUCUUUAUGGUGGUAAACUAAUUUGUGUCUCAAUUUUUUUUUGUUUUUACUUUUCAGUUUUUCUGUUUUUACUAUCAAAAUGUACAACUGCUGUGACACAGUAAUUUUCCUUAAAAAUGACUGGAUUCCAAAAAAAAUUUAGGAGAG
Messenger RNA from Chanos chanos (milkfish), 2270 nucleotides. It is a transcript of the gene slc2a9l2, whose product is annotated as solute carrier family 2 member 9, like 2. NCBI's taxonomy places the organism in Eukaryota, Metazoa, Chordata, Actinopteri, Gonorynchiformes, Chanidae. The transcript has 13 exons. Gene Ontology annotation, cellular component: plasma membrane. The record is from RefSeq and is a predicted model, not a curated record. Gene Ontology annotation, molecular function: D-glucose transmembrane transporter activity. Bases 89 to 1666 code for a protein of 525 amino acids. Gene Ontology annotation, biological process: dehydroascorbic acid transport.